AGAAGGAAAUUACAACAAAAGGAAAUCCUCCAUAACCUUGUGUAUAAAUAAGCUGAGAUACUCUCCUCUUUUUACCAUUCAAGUAGAGAAGGAGAGUCAUAGUAUUCAUAUCCAAACUCAAUGAAGCUCUUUCUGGUGAUCACCCUUUUAAUUCUCUCCACUCUCCUUUAUGAAGCUCAAGGAAUAAAUAGAAAACUAAUGACAGAAACCAUCUCCUUUAGUACUACAACAAGUGCUAGCACCAUCACUUACAAGAAGCACAACAAUGAGGAAAACAAAGGUCAUGACCUGAAAUUGGGAAACAAAUCUACGGAAGAUAAUCUUGCUGUUGAUUUAUCAUCAAAACACUUGAAAUACGGAAAGACCGAAGCCAACCCACCAGGCUAUGCAGAUAUUAUCAACCAAGUUUCGAGAAGACGUCAAGGAGCAAAGGCAACAUUCUUCAUAUUUCACUAUUAG
Lactuca virosa is the source of this 459-nucleotide messenger RNA. NCBI's taxonomy places the organism in Eukaryota, Viridiplantae, Streptophyta, Magnoliopsida, Asterales, Asteraceae. The record is from the annotation of a GenBank genome assembly.